This is a messenger RNA of Prosopis cineraria, 2973 nucleotides long. RefSeq names its product G-type lectin S-receptor-like serine/threonine-protein kinase At4g27290. The record is from RefSeq and is a predicted model, not a curated record. Bases 236 to 2653 code for a protein of 805 amino acids. The transcript has 8 exons. NCBI's taxonomy places the organism in Eukaryota, Viridiplantae, Streptophyta, Magnoliopsida, Fabales, Fabaceae. Gene Ontology annotation, biological process: protein phosphorylation; recognition of pollen. Gene Ontology annotation, molecular function: ATP binding; protein serine/threonine kinase activity.
CAUUGUUUUUAUCUUAUGAGCAGGAUGGUUCUUCCUAUUUUUUAUUAAUAUGAUUUUCUUCCAUACUUCUGUCAACUUCAUGUCUUUACGUGCAAAAUACAUAACUUUAUUUCUGGUCCGAUGUUUAUGCGGGCAACAUAUGCGCUGGCAAGAAGAAAACAGUUGCACUAUGGCCGGUCGAUGAAUUUCGCUAUAUCGAACCAUAAACCGAUAUUCCAUUUCCAUUCUUUCCCCAAUGGAUAUUUACGCCGUUGUUCUUGUUCUUUGUCUUGAGGUAUCCUUAGCAGUUUUUGGUGUUGUUCAAUCCCAGCUCAUUACUGAUGGCAUGACCUUAGUUUCCGAAGGCGGAACAUUUGAACUAGGUUUCUUCAGUCCUGGUUCUUCCAACAAACGUUACCUUGGAGUUUGGUACAAAAACAUCCCAAUUCAAACGGUCGUUUGGGUUGCCAACCGCAACAAUCCAAUCAAUGACUCCACUGGCAUCCUAACAUUGAACAGCACUGGUAACCUCGUACUCAGUCAGAAUGACACAGUCGUCUGGUCUACAGCCUCUCUGAGAAAGCCAGAGAGUCCUGAGGCUCUGCUUUUAGAUUCUGGCAAUUUAGUGGUAAGAGACAAGAAAGACCCAAACUCAGAUGCCUAUCUGUGGCAAAGCUUCGAUUAUCCAUGUGAUACAUUCUUGCCGGGCAUGAAGUUUGGGUGGGACUUACGAACUGGUCUGAAUAGGCGUAUAACAGCAUGGAAGAGCCCAGAUGAUCCAGCUACAGGGGAUUUCUCAUGGGGCAUGGUUCUUAAUAGCUAUCCUGAUGCUUACAUGAUGUUGGGUAAUCAGAAGUUUUACAGAGCUGGACCUUGGAAUGGACUGCGUCCUACUGGUUCACCACAGCUAAAGGACAAUCCACUUUUUCACUUUGAGUUUGUACAAAACAAGAAUGAGGUGUACUUCAUGUACAACCUUAAAAACAAGUCUGUGAUCUCAAGACAAGUGCUGAACCAAACAAUUAAAGCUCGACAACGCUUUGUGUGGAUAGAAGAUGAUAAAGUUUGGAGGCCCUAUGCUUCGGUGCCAUUGGACUUAUGUGAUAGCUAUGAUCUGUGUGGACCUUAUGGAAUCUGCGUGAUUUCAGGAUCACCAGUGUGCCAAUGUUUAACAGGAUUCAGGCCUAAGUCACCAGAAGCAUGGGACUCAAUGGACUGGUCUAAAGGCUGUGUCCGGAAGAAGCCACUGAGCUGCGAGGACAAACUCAAGGAUGGGUUUGUCACGUUCGGUGGAUUGAAAUUGCCAGAUACUGAACAUUCUUGGCUUGAUGAGGCCAUGAAUCUAGAGCAAUGCAGAGAGAAGUGCUUGAACAAUUGUUCUUGUAUGGCCUACACUAAUUCAGAUAUAAGAGGAAAAGGUAGCGGCUGCGCCUUGUGGCUUGGCGAUCUAGUUGACAUCAGACAGUUUGCAGCUGGUGGGCAGGAUCUAAAUGUUCGAAUGUCUGCCUCAGAACUAGAGGCUGAUGGUAACAGCAAGAAGGUGGGGGUCAUGGUGGCAGUGAUAGCAACUGUUUCUAUAGCUACAGUUACUGCUGCACUCAUAUUGGGGUGGCGUUAUACCCAGAAAGGAAGCAAAUUAAAGAGAGACCGCAGCAUUAGAGUAGAUCACGGAGAGAGCCAAGUGGAUGACAUGGACCUGCCAUUCUUUGACCUGUUAUCAAUUGCUGCUGCUACUUGUGACUUUUCAAUCGACAACAAAAUUGGAGAAGGUGGAUUUGGACCUGUAUACAUGGGAAGGCUGAAAGAUGGGAUAGAAAUUGCUGUGAAGAGGCUUUCGGCAAACUCAGGACAAGGGUUAACUGAGUUCAAGAAUGAAGUAAAACUAAUUGCCAAACUUCAACACCGCAAUCUUGUAAGGCUCCUUGGUUGCUGCCUUCAAGGGGAGGAGAAAAUGCUGGUUUAUGAAUAUAUGCCUAAUGGUAGCUUGGACUCCUUUAUUUUUGAUGAGAACAAGGGUAAAUUAUUAGAUUGGUCAAAGCGUUUCCACAUUAUUCUAGGGAUUGCAAGAGGACUCAUAUACCUUCAUCAAGAUUCUAGACUAAGGAUCAUUCAUAGGGAUCUCAAAGCAAGCAAUGUCUUACUAGAUAAAGAUAUGAAUUCAAAGAUUUCAGAUUUUGGCAUGGCUAGAAUUUUUGGAGAUCAAAAUGAAGUAAACACAAAGAGAAUAGUUGGAACUUAUGGUUAUAUGGCACCAGAAUAUGCAACUGAUGGACUUUUUUCAGUGAAAUCCGAUGUCUUUAGUUUUGGUGUCUUAGUGUUGGAGAUUAUAUCUGGGAAGAGAAGUAGAGGAUAUUAUGAUCCAAAUCACAGCCAUAACCUCAUUGGUCAUGCAUGGAAAUGUUGGAAAGAAGGGAAACCAGCAGAAUUGAUUGAUUCAAGCAUGCAAGACUCAUGCUUCCUAUCUCAAAUAUUGCAUUGCAUUCAUCUUAGUCUCUUGUGUGUUCAACAACAUCCAGAGGAUAGACCAAGAAUGUCAUGUGCCCUGUUGAUGUUCUUAAGUGAGACCCAAUUGCCUGAGCCUAAACAACCAGGUUACUUUGGGAAUGCUUCUGUGGAAGCAUAUUCCUGCACAGUCUGUCGAUCCGUAUUGAUGGUGCUACACGGAAAGAUAUGAUGGACAGACAAACAGAGACAGGCUGAUCCUAUCUUAAAAAGCUAAGACACAAAAAAGUCAAGAUUAGUAUUCUCAAGGCGGAAACACCGUUUUGGAAAACCAAAACCUUAAUUCGGCAACAUCGUGAUCGUCCGAAAACGCGUGAGGGGCAGCGAAAAUCCCAACUUAGCCGCUUUGGAAAUUUGACUUUUCAUAUUUGAUUAAUGCCCACGAUGCGAGAUUUCUCUUCCCUUUCUUCUUCCUCAAUCUUCUUUAUUGUGUAUAUUCUCUACCAGAUUUUUCCCGUUGUUUAUCAUAAAAAAAUUCAAUUCAGCAGAAAC